GAAUUCUUUCAAGGGACAGAAGUAGCCAGAUUCAACAAUUGCCGGUCGUUGAGAUGCCAGUUGUUGAUGUUGUGGAUUCAGCAUCGAUAAGUGAACCACGUUGAGAUGUUAUUCUAAGAUCAGUCAUUGCUCGACGUCGCUUCCUGGACUCAUCUCAACAAUUGUGCUUAAAUGUCCAUUCGACGACUGGAUCGAAAGAGUGGUCAGGUCUCUACAGAGGCACCCAUUAUGUCAACUCUGGCAUCGUUAAAAGGCCCGUCUUGGGUACACGAAUCCCCCUUUCUGACGGAAGGAUGGGAAAACAGAAGCAAGGCUGGCUCACCAUCGCUGAAGCAUUCUGCAAUGAGAAAGACGCUGUCUGACCAGAGAAACUUGACGCCUCAACUAUUCGCAAACGUACCAUGGCGUAUCGCAAGCUAUCUUUGGGACUGCUUGGGCAAAAGCAGGAAACAGACUGUUUACAUGUGGAAGCUAUUCGCAACAGCUUAUCCAAUCGACUUCCGGGGUAUCAAUCAGUACCGCUCAAUGAAGAUCGAAGGACCUAAAAUGUCAAUGCGAGACUAUCUCGGUCUGGUGAAGAGUGAUUCGCUAAGCUGGGGAGUUGCAUUGACUCUGGCCAAUUUAUUUGCCAGGGUCCCUGAACUUGUGGAUAUUGCUAGCAUUAAGAAUCUCGUGGCCCUGGAGAUCAUUACACUCUCGCAAAUCGCGACUAUCCCAGAAGAGACCGAUGCAGCUGGGGCUACUCUGAGUGAUCGGAUUGUUCGGACUUGGAGCGAGCUAGCACAGACCUCUGCGGCGUUUUCCCACCUUCGUGUGCUGAGGUUAUAUAACCAGGAGGAUCUUUCAAAGGUUGCGUUGCGGUACAUGGAUGCCUUUCCUUCGUUGCGAUUGAUUAUUGCCCAUGACUGUCCACAUUUCACUUCUCUUGUGAAACACGGCCCUAUAGAACUUGAUGGAUGGGAAGUAUCAACCAUAUCCCAGCCGAAGAAAAGUAACGAAGAUCCAUCCGAGCCAGAUACGCUCUACGAGUGUUACAAGACAAGCCUUAUGGAUAUUGAGACACAGGAUCAACCCACUCUGAGAGAUACUCCUAUAUUGGACUUUCAAGUAGGCCAAAUCAACCCGACAAGACGAAAAAAACAAUCCACAGUGUACCUGGAGCGAAAGAAGAACGCGGACUCUACUCAAGAACCAGCGACGAAAAAGCAGAAGCUGGCUUCUACAGCUGCAAAGAAGCCCAAGACCAAAGGGCCCGUGAUGAAAGACCGUAAAGCAAAAGACCUGCGAUGUCUCCUGCAAGACUUUCUCUGAUUCCACUGACAUCAUCGACAUGAUGAUGUAACCCAAUGCAGAUGCUACAGCAUGCCAGCUUCAAU
This is a messenger RNA of Aspergillus wentii DTO 134E9, 1376 nucleotides long. RefSeq lists its product as uncharacterized. The record is from RefSeq and is a predicted model, not a curated record. Lineage: Eukaryota; Fungi; Ascomycota; Eurotiomycetes; Eurotiales; Aspergillaceae. The transcript is spliced from 2 exons. Bases 172 to 1311 code for a protein of 379 amino acids.